ACAGUAUAGUUUGUAUUCAGUACGGGUGAUAUUUACCCAUGCAUUGCAGUUCACUAAGCCUUGCAGCUGUUAUAAAUAUGUUUCUAGUCCGUUAAGAAGUAGUGUCGUCAAUAGAUAGUUUUGUGUGGAAGCUUGUAAUUUUCUUGGAUAUCACAGAAAAACUUUUAAACAUGUCUACUGCGGCAGCAUUGCGUGGAUUCUCAGCGUCUACUGACAAGAAUGUUCUCAAACAAUACAUGUCUUUGGACCAACCCGAUGACAAGGUCAUGUGUGAGUACCUCUGGAUCGAUGGCACAGGGGAAGGACUAAGAAGCAAGUGUCGAACACUAGACUACGAGCCAGAGAAACCAGAAGACUGCCCGGUAUGGAACUAUGACGGUUCUAGCACAUAUCAGGCCGAAGGCUCGAACUCCGACAUGUAUAUUUAUCCACGUGCACUAUUCAGAGACCCAUUUAGACGAGGAAAGAACAAACUCGUGCUUUGUGAAGUGUUCAAAUAUAACAAUCAGCCGGCAGAGACAAACAACAGGUUGACUUGCGCUAAAGUUAUGGAAGAGGCGAAGGACUCCCAUCCCUGGUUUGGUAUAGAGCAAGAAUAUACCCUACUGGAUUUUGAUGGCUAUCCAUUUGGGUGGCCAAAGAAUGGUUACCCGGGACCACAAGGUCCCUACUAUUGUGGUGUUGGUGGCAACAAGGUCUACGGCCGUGAUAUUGUAGAAGCUCACUACAGAGCAUGCUUGUAUGCUGGUGUGAAGAUAGCUGGGUGUAACGCUGAAGGAAUGCCAGCUCAGUGGGAGUUCCAAGUUGGACCAUGUGAAGGCAUUGAGAUGGGUGAUCACUUAUGGAUAGGGCGUUACCUGUUGCACAGAGUGGCCGAGGAUUUCGGUGUUAACGCAACUUUAGAUCCGAAACCCAUGGAGGGGGAUUGGAAUGGGGCCGGGGCACAUUGUAACUACAGUACAUUGGCAAUGAGACAAAGUGGAGGACUAAAAGAAAUUGAAUCUGCUAUUGACAAGUUAUCUAAACAACACGUGAGACACAUCCGGGCAUAUGAUCCUAAAGAGGGCAAAGACAACGAGAGACGUCUCACAGGACUCCACGAGACUUCGAGUAUCCAUGACUUUUCUGCUGGAAUUGCAAACCGUUGUGCUAGUAUCCGAAUUCCUCGACAGGUGGCCGAGGAGGGUCAUGGGUAUCUGGAGGAUCGACGUCCGUCUUCAAACUGCGAUCCUUACACUGUAACGGAAGUCAUUGUGCAGACGACAAUUUUGGAUAAAUAAAAUGAACGUUACUGAUAAACGACAUUAGAGAUUAAGAAGCUUAUAUUCAUGAACUUUAAUAUCAUAUUGAAAUAUAUAUUUUUCUGAGACGAAAUUAUCUAGCUAAGAAACAGACACAAUAGGAACUACAUUUUACAGCAAUUGUGUAACUUGCAGUAGGAGUUUACUUUUAAUCAAAACGACAUCUCUUUAAAGAAUAAUGUUGAAGAACAUCUAAAUUACGCAUACAUUGUUAAACAGGUAUGAGGAUGUGGAUGUUGUAUCUUUAUUUUCUAAGAUACUACGACAUUGUGUUGACCAUGACAUUUAAUAAAUGCCAUAACAUUC
Molecule: messenger RNA, 1607 nt
Organism: Mercenaria mercenaria
Lineage: Eukaryota; Metazoa; Mollusca; Bivalvia; Venerida; Veneridae
Product: glutamine synthetase-like
Exons: 7
Coding region: 171-1280 (369 amino acids)
Cellular component (GO): cytoplasm
Molecular function (GO): glutamine synthetase activity
Source: RefSeq, a predicted model, not a curated record